UGACGAUGGAUUUGGAGCUAGACACACAACGAAGAAGAAAAAAAAACUCCAAAACCCAACAAAGGAGAGAAUAAACCUAACAAAAAGAAAAACUCAUUGCAGUGGGAAAGCUCUAAGGAUAAAAAGAACAGAAAGAAAGCUUCUAGCUUGACCUCUCAAAUCACUGUUGUUCGUUGGCAUGGGAGUUUUGAGUUAGGAGAGAGAAAAAGUUAAUAUAAGUCAGAAGUUAAGGCCAAGUAGAGAAGAGAGAGAUUUGUAAAUCAUACUCAUACAUAUUCAUCUAUGUCUCAUCAAUUUUCAACCCAUACUUACUCUUAAGUCUUAUUUCUGCAAAUUGUCAACUGGGUCUUGCUCAUUUUUCAUUGUUAUUAUCUUCUUCUUCUUCUUCUUCUUCUUCCUUGUGUUGUUCUUUUAGCUAAAAAGAGAGGACCCCAUUUGAGGAAAAGAGAGAAACCCCAUUAAAGCUUAUGCUUUUGUUGUUGUUUCUGCUUCAUGUUUUAUCAUUUGCAAUCCCCCGAGUUGUUGGUUCUUAGCUCUGGUGGAUUAAUCUCAACUGUUUCUUGUUCUUGUUCUAAUGGAAACCCCACCAGCAGAGGAGCUUCUAAAGAAGAUCCAGGAACUCGAAGCGGGUCAUGCCCACCUCAAGCAAGAGAUGACCAAGCUCAUGCAAUCUGGUUCUGAAGAUGCCGCCAAGCGGGAUCAGCACCACCGCCCCCAUCAAAGGUCUCACUCCAUUUCGCCCCAGCGCUCCAGGUUUGGUGGUCCACGAAGAAGAGCUGCCGCUCUUGAUGGCUCCCCUUCGCUCCGCCAUUCCUCUCCGCUGCAGAGGGAGAGUCGGAGUCGUGAUCUUUCAAAUGCCACUGCCGCCGGAGGGGAAGGAGUUGGCCCUUCCGCUGUCAACUUUACUAAUAAGCAGUAUCUGAAUAUAUUGCAGUCUAUGGGGCAGGCUGUUCAUAUUUUUGAUCUUAGUGGUCGAAUAAUCUACUGGAACAGGACUGCUGAAAAUCUAUAUGGUUACUCUGCGGCAGAGGCCUUAGGCCAGGAUGCCAUUGAGCUUUUAGUAGAUCCCCGUGACUUUUCUUCAGCCAAUAAUAUAGUCAAACGUGUCACUGUGGGGGAGAACUGGACUGGACAGUUUCCUGUAAAAAAUAAGACAGGGGAAAGGAUUUUAGCUGUUGUAACCAAUACACCUUUCUAUGAUGAUGAUGGUGCUUUGAUAGGAGUAAUCUGCGUAUCAAGUGAUUCACAACCCUUCAGAGAAAUGGUGGUUUCACAAGUUGAUGGAAAGCAACACUCAGAAAGCACUUUUCGGCCCAGAAAUACUGUUACAACGAAACUUGGUCUCGAUCCUGAGCAGCCUUUGCAGACUGCUAUCGCAUCAAAGAUAACAAAUUUGGCAUCCAAGGUGAGCAACAAAGUCAAGUCGAGAAUUCGGUCUUCAGAAAACAACGUGGAUCGUGAAGGUGGGAGUGGAGAUAGCUAUUCUGAUCCUGGAUACUUAGAUGCUAUUAACUCUGACCAACGGGAGGAUGCUAAUUCAAGUGGAGCUAGCACACCCAGAGGAGAAGUAUCUGUACUCCCAUUUGGCUUCUUUUCCAAUCUUGAUGAAAGGUCUCCAGGAAAACCCUCCAGAGAUUCUGGCGAUGAAAGUGAAGGAAAAUCUGCAAUCCACAAGAUGAUCUCUUCGAAGGCUGAGGCAUGGAUGGGUAAAAAAGGGCUAUCAUGGCCGUGGAAAGGGAAUGAUCGAGAAGGGUCGGAUGUUAAGACUCCACGCUUUGUUUGGCCUUGGUUACAAAAUGAUCAAGAGAAUGAUUCAAGCAAUCUGAAGAAUCCUAUUACAAAACUAGAAAACCAUGCAAAUGAUUUUAACCGGCAUGCAAAUAAUGAGGCUUCAGGAUCCUGGUCGUCCUCAUUUAAUGUCAACAGCACAAGCAGUGUUAGCAGCUGUGGAAGUACCAGUAGUAGUACUGUGAAUAAGGUGGACAUUGACACUGACUGCUUGGACUAUGAAAUCUUGUGGGAAGACUUGACAAUUGGAGAGCAGAUUGGACAAGGUUCAUGUGGGACUGUAUAUCAUGGCCUGUGGUACGGAUCAGAUGUUGCUAUCAAGGUAUUCUCCAAGCAAGAAUAUUCAGAUGAUGUGAUAACCUCUUUUAGACAAGAGGUAUCUCUUAUGAAAAGACUUCGACAUCCAAAUGUACUGCUCUUUAUGGGAGCUGUGACUUCACCAGAACGUCUUUGCAUUGUGACAGAGUUCCUUCCACGUGGAAGCUUGUUUCGCUUAUUACAGAGGAACACAUCAAAAUUAGAAUGGAGAAGGCGUGUUCAUAUGGCAUUGGAUAUAGCACGGGGCAUGAAUUAUCUUCAUCAUUUCAAUCCACCUAUCAUUCAUCGAGAUUUAAAGUCUUCAAAUCUUCUCGUGGAUAGGAACUGGACUGUCAAAGUUGGUGAUUUCGGUCUUUCGCGUCUGAAGCAUGAAACAUAUCUCACAACUAAGACUGGGAAAGGAACGCCUCAAUGGAUGGCACCAGAAGUUCUUCGUAAUGAGCCCUCAGAUGAGAAGUCUGAUGUAUACAGCUUUGGAGUGAUACUCUGGGAGCUUGCUACUGAGAAGAUUCCUUGGGAUAAUCUCAACUCAAUGCAGGUAAUUGGUGCUGUGGGGUUUAUGAACCAAAGGCUGGAGAUUCCAAAAGAUGUAGAUCCUCAAUGGGCUUCAGUAAUUGAAAGCUGCUGGCAUAGUGAUCCAACACGCCGUCCAGCAUUCCAAGAACUGCUGGAAAGAUUUAGGGAACUGCAAAGACAUUACGCCCUUCAAUCUCAGGCAGCACGUAAUGCUGCAGGAGAGAGUACUCAAAAGGAAGUGUAGCCUCGGCUUUUAAGUGAUUCAGGUUUCUUUCUGCUUCAUUCGCAACAUUGCAACAGCUGAAGCAGCCUCUUUCCUUGGCAGAUUUCCGAACCCUUUACUGAUAAGGAGAUGGUAGCCAUUCAUUGAGCCACAAAAACAUCUUGUGGAAGGUAUUGAAUUGAAUUUGGAACACAAAAUCAGGCUGACCAUUUGGCAGACAAGAAAAGGGAAAGGAAAAACAUUGAAAAAAAAAGGAGGAAAGAGUGGUUGUCACUAGAACUCCUGUGUGCUGCCUAACUAACUAGAACGGUGAUUGGCUUGGGUUGGGGUUGUGUGAUGGUUGUUUUGUUACUGAUAUCAUUAAAAAAUUCUUCAAAGUAGGUCAUUGGUGUAUCUUCAUGUGUCACCUUUCUUUUCAUGAGAUUUUGUAUUGGAAGAAUUGGCAGACCACUUUGUACAAAAGAAGAAAAGAAAAGAGUCAUAAUGUUAGAUUAAAGCACAUUUAAUUAUGAAGUGAAUCUUUUGCAUUCA
Humulus lupulus (European hop) is the source of this 3376-nucleotide messenger RNA. RefSeq lists its product as uncharacterized. The transcript is spliced from 13 exons. The coding region runs from base 575 to 2866 and encodes 763 amino acids. Gene Ontology annotation, molecular function: protein kinase activity; ATP binding. Gene Ontology annotation, biological process: protein phosphorylation; regulation of DNA-templated transcription. The record is from RefSeq and is a predicted model, not a curated record. Lineage: Eukaryota; Viridiplantae; Streptophyta; Magnoliopsida; Rosales; Cannabaceae.